CCGUUUUUCUUUUAAUUGUGAGCAGCUGUAAUUAAGAAGUUUUGAAGAAUUGAUGUGACCAAAACUUCGGUCAAUGCAGCGCCAUCUAUUGAAGGUUGUCCGAGCGACAGCGUCCUCUCCGAAGACGUCUGCAAAUGCGACCCGGGGACCUGUAAAAAACCGCCGUGCUUGACGGAAAUGAAGAUCGCUGCGAACGGCACGGAUUUACCGGGACAGUGCUGCCCCACGUACGAAUGCGUGGGAUGCAAGGACGACGACAAAAUCGAGGGGAAGUGUCCGUGCGCCGAGGGAGCUGUAAUCGAUGGUUACAAAUGUGGAUGUGUCGAUAGAGAGAAGCAUAUAGUUGAUGGAAAAUGCGUAUGCGACCCCCAUCUUUGCCCUUUUCCUCAACUAUGCGACAAAAAAUCAGUGGCAGUUACGAUAAUCGAAGGAUGUUGCAAAAAAACAAUUUGCAAACCAUGUCCAGCAGAUAGUGAAUCCACAAAUUAUAUAGAAGUAGAUGAAAUUGAGGACCAUUGCGUAUGCCUUCCUUGUAAGAAAGAAUGCGAUUAUAACAAAACUGCUGUGAUCAAAAAACACGGUAGGGGCUUCCCAGGAAACUGCUGCGACCUCUACGAAUGCAAAAAUAACGAUGAAAUCGCAAAUUCUGUAUUAGCAAACAACGUAAUCGCAAACACCGAGGGUGGUUGCAAUUAUAACAACCUGUUCUACGAAAACGGCAAAGAAUGGCGCACCUUGGACUCGCAAAUUUGCAAAUGCGACAAGGGUUUGGCCCUGUGUUCCAAUCACAAAGAAGAGGAAGAACUGGGUUGUUUUGUAGAUAACCUUUUACACAAACACACCGAAAAGUGGACCAAAGAUGAUGGAUGUACGUCUUGCAGUUGCUAUAAUGGGGAAUUUAACUGCAUCUCGUACUACUGUGAUGAAAAACUCAGUCAACUUAACCAUUCCUGCAUCAACGGUGACACCACCUACCAUCACGGCGUAGCCUGGACCGAAAAUGAUGGUUGUAUUAAAUGCUCUUGCGACAACGGCGUCAAAAUCUGCUCGAAUGAUCUCUGCGAAACCACGACAACAACGAUUACAACAACAAUUCCGACCACAGCCAAACCGAUAGAAUGUCAGUCGUUGACCAACUGCAACAGGAGCUGCCCCAACGGAUUUAGGGUCAACCGAAGAGGAUGUGAAAUUUGUAAAUGUAACCCCUUCAGACUCGGUCAGGAUAUUUUGACACGUUAUAACAUUUCUAUGAACGAUCUGAUUAAUAUUUUAGACGAGUACAAGAACAAGAAAGAAACGACAUUGAUUCCUGCGACCGAUUCGAGUUCUACUACGAGCUCUACUACGAGUUCUACUACGAGUUCUACUAGCAGUAGUGUUGGUACUACGACUUCGACCACCACUACUACAACGUCUACUUCGAAAACAGUCGAAGUAGGUACACAAAUACCAAUUGUUAUUAUGAGUAACAGAAACGUCGAGGUAAUUGAAGAUGUUAAAACUUCUACUACAACCGAGCCAUCUGUUAGGCCAACAGAUAAAGAAACUGAUUCCGUGGUAUAUAUCGUUAUCCCGGUGCUAGCCUGCUUUAUUUUAGUGAUAGUCAUCGGCAUCAUAUGCGUAUUCAAGAGCAGAAGGAAAAACAGCAUGGAUCUUUCGCACUGUCACUAUCAAACUGUCAAUAAUCACAACAACAACAACACUAUCAAAAAAACCGAUCAACUGCUUUGAAAAAUUUGAUUGAUCGCCCUACAAAAUUGGUUUGUGAUAUAAAAAUAGGUGGUGUUAUGUGAAAAUGAAGAAAAAAGGCUUUGUGAAGCGCUUCGAGUAACUGUUCAAAAAUAGUUGCACAGUGUACCUAACUGUUAUGUUACUUUUAGUAACUGUUCCAAAGAGUUUUAUUUAAUAACUGUUCCAUAUACGGUUCAUUGUUACAUCGGGAAUCGAUUUUUUCGUAGAACAGUUACAAAAUAAACUACGAACUAAAUACUAAACCGCGACUGUUACAAUGAUAUAAUUCGAGGAGUUUAAUUUAUUUUUUUAUAAUAAGGAAUGUUAAAAAUAUGAUUAUUGUAUUUUUUUAAAAAAGAAGUAUAUUUGUUGAAUUGUUAUUGAUUUGUUCCAAAUACUAACAGAGUGUAUAUUUGUAAAUUUUUUCGAACAAGUUUAUUUUUUAUAAGGAGUAUUACCUACAUGGUUUGAUCUGGUAAUUCUAAUUGUAUCUUUAGAAUCAAUUUAGGGUCUGCUUUAAGAGGUUUGAUUAUUUUUUGGAGCAAAAGUAACCUGGAUAUAAUUAUUUCUUCCUAUUCCCUUUUAUACUCAGUGAUUUUAUCCUGUGUCAUGUGUCACAGAUUACACCAGAUGCGAAAUAUGGCAAAAGAUCAAAAGAAUUUCGAGUGAAAAUUCUGUGACAUUAAAACUUUAAAUGGGUACGGCACAGGUAUUGUCAAUGUCAAUUAUUCUAGCUGAACAUUGCUGCCUUGUAAAUAUUUUUUAGUUGACAAGAUUGAACGAUUUAAUACAUGCGAAUACAAAGUUUUAUGAGGAAAUGAAAUUAAAAAUAAAAGCGUUUUGUGCGUAAAUAAUAUACGACGCCCAUGGUGAGAGUAUAUGAUUUACCUUCUAGAUUUCGGAUCGAUUGCGCCGAAGUGAAAAUAACGACGCCUAGCAGGUAUCUUCGUAGCUAUUUAGGUGUUAAUUUACAAUAAAUAGUUUAAUGUAGUAGCAAUUGGUUUUUUGAAAAGUUGUUCAUUUUUAAACAUGGUAGGUAUGUUUUAUGACAAAGUUUUAGAACAUUUAAAAAAAAAAGAAAUAAAUAAAUAAAUGAACAGGCUUGAAUGGUGUUUAAAAGAGAGGGAACAUGAUGUGUAUUAUUUUUAAAUAAAUUGUAUAAAAAUGUAUAAUAAUCAAUAUAUAUUAUUGUAACAGGUAAAAAAUUUGUAAUUUGAAACAAAGUUUUUUUUAUGUUUCCGAAUAUUCCUGGUCAACAAAUUCAAACUCUCACACGCCCAUUCUAUGCUUACCUACAUAAAAGGUUAAAUUAAUCAUCUUCACGUAGACAAACAAGUAUUAAAAAACAAUUUAUCUAAUUUAGUAUGCAAAAUAAUGAUUUAAAAAAUAUUUUGAAGAUUACGCAAAAUAAAAAGCUUUCAUAUUUAUAUAUUUUUUUUUUUUUUUGAUUGAUUGCUAAAACCUCUACACAACAUGACACUAAUAUAGAGAAAAUUAAAAAUACACAACGCAAAUUAAACCCUCCAGUCCUGAAUAUCACAGAAAAGUAAUCGGGACUUAGUCAAACGGAGAUGUCAAUAAAAAAUUUAAAAUUGUACCAACCAUUUGAGUUAUUAUGAUCUCUCAACGUAAAGUAUGAAAAAAUCUCCAAUAAACAAAAACAUUUUUAAAAAACCUGAAAUGCGUCGAUUUCUAAAUUUAAUUUUCUACAUUUAAUUUUCUUAAUUGUAAAAAAAAUCAUUAUAUAGGAUGACCCACAUUAAUUUAAUGACGUCAUCUGCAUUUUUUUAAAUACAAUACCCCGUAUUUGGCGACUUUUUAAAUUAUUCUUAACAAGCUGAUUUUGAUAAAGAAUGAUACUUAUAGUCUAAUGAAGAGUGAGUUUGAAAAUAAAUUUUAAUAAUUUGAAUUAUUAAUUUAAACAAUUAAAAGUAAACCAGUGUUACACGUUGAAUAAAUGCUUGUUAAAUCUUGUUCAAUCUCCAAAACUAUUGUUUAUUUCUCUUACGAUUCUCUAUUUUUAUUCUUCAAUAUUUUUUUCUCGUUUUAUUUUGUAAAUAACAUUCUUCAAAUGGCCCUACAUAAAAUAAUCCAUAGGAUUUAGAUCUGGUGACCUCGCCGGCCAUUCAACAUCUACCAAU
Molecule: messenger RNA, 3872 nt
Organism: Psylliodes chrysocephalus
Lineage: Eukaryota; Metazoa; Arthropoda; Insecta; Coleoptera; Chrysomelidae
Source: the annotation of a GenBank genome assembly